This is a messenger RNA of Manis pentadactyla (Chinese pangolin), 1761 nucleotides long. RefSeq names its product methylthioribose-1-phosphate isomerase 1 (gene MRI1). The record is from RefSeq and is a predicted model, not a curated record. Bases 82 to 1218 code for a protein of 378 amino acids. Gene Ontology annotation, molecular function: S-methyl-5-thioribose-1-phosphate isomerase activity. NCBI's taxonomy places the organism in Eukaryota, Metazoa, Chordata, Mammalia, Pholidota, Manidae. The transcript is spliced from 6 exons.
GACAGAGGUACCAGAGGGGUUGAUGUGCGCGUGCGCUUCCUUCAGGAUGCCCGCCCCUAGAACUCCGGCCCCGCCCCCUGCAUGCUCCCCGGUUGCUUCCCGCUGCGCUGGCAGGGAGGGGGUGAGCACAGCGGCGAAACCAUGUCCCUGGAGGCGAUCCGCUAUUCGCGGGGUUCACUGCAGAUCCUCAACCAGCUGCUGCUGCCCCAACAGAGCCACUACGAGGCGGUGGGCUCGGUGCGCCAGGCCUGGGAGGCCAUCCGCGCCAUGAAGGUGCGCGGCGCCCCCGCCAUCGCGCUUGUGGGCUGCCUCAGCCUCUCCGUGGAACUGCAGGAGGGCGCCGGGGGGCCGGGGCUCGCCGCGCUCUUGGCCUUCGUGCGCGAUGCGCUGAGCUUCCUCGUCACCGCCCGGCCCACCGCCGUCAACAUGGCCCGCGCCGCCCGCGACCUAGCCGACGCUGCAGCCCUGGAGGCGGAGCGCGAAGGCGCCACGGAGGAGGCGGUCCGGGAGAGAGUGAUCCGCUAUGCUGAGGACAUGCUGGAGAAAGACCUCAAGGACAAUCAGAGCAUCGGGGACCUGGGAGCCCACCACCUCCUGGAGCGGACAGCCCCUGGGGGUGGCAAGGUGACUGUGCUGACCCACUGUAACACUGGUGCCCUGGCCACUGCUGGCUAUGGCACAGCCCUGGGUGUGAUCCGCUCACUGUACAACCUGGGCCGUCUGGGUCAUGCCUUCUGCACAGAAACCCGGCCCUACAACCAGGGAGCCCGGCUGACAGCCUUCGAGCUGGUCUAUGAGCAAAUCCCCGCCACCCUCAUCGCUGACAGCAUGGCAGCAGCCGCUAUGGCCCACCGGGGUGUGUCAGCUGUCGUUGUGGGAGCCGACCGUGUGGUUGCCAACGGUGACACAGCCAACAAGGUGGGCACCUACCAGCUGGCCAUCGCUGCCAGACACCAUGGCAUCCCCUUCUACGUGGCUGCCCCCAGCUCCUCGUGUGACCUCCGUCUGGAGACGGGCCAGGAAAUUGUCAUCGAGGAACGCCCAGGGCAAGAGCUGACUGAUGUCAACGGGGUCCGGAUUGCAGCGCCUGGGAUUGGGGUUUGGAAUCCUGCCUUUGAUGUCACCCCCCACGACCUCAUCACCGGCGGCAUCAUCACGGAGCUGGGUGUCUUUGCCCCUGAAGAGCUCCGGGCAGCCCUAAGUGCCACCAUCUCCUGAGGGUGGGGUCCCUAGACAGACCCCAGAAGUAAUCAGCCUGACUCUCUAUACCUUGUCCCCACUCCCCUAGGUUUUAUAGUAAACUGUGUUAUAUGGCUUGCCUCAAAGCUGACCUUCCCCCAACCACACUUCUUCGUAGAGUAGGGAAAGCAACCAGGGCCUUUGCUUGGCUUUUGAGAGCACAGCAGCUGGAGCCACGCUGCCCAAGUUCAAAUCCCAAUUCUGCCACUUUAUCUGCUCUGUGACCUUAGCGCAGUCAUUUCAGCCUCUGCACACGUUUGUCCUUGUGCAUAAAGUGGGAACGAUAGUACCACCCACCCCACCUAGGUUGCUGCCAGGACUAGAACUAGGCUGAUGUCUCAGGUCCAAAAAGCUCAGUAAUCAAGAUAAGAAAUAGAUUUGUGCAAUAUAUUUAUUUGAUCAAAAUUACUGCCAAAAAAACCCGGAAGGAACAAAAUACUGAAAUAUUAAAUAGAAUAGAACUUUGCACUUACUCAACUUGUUACCCUCCCUUGUUCCAAUAAAGCUUUGUUUACAACAUUA